This is a messenger RNA of Mobula hypostoma (lesser devil ray), 5301 nucleotides long. It is a transcript of the gene kpna5, whose product is annotated as karyopherin alpha 5 (importin alpha 6). Lineage: Eukaryota; Metazoa; Chordata; Chondrichthyes; Myliobatiformes; Myliobatidae. Gene Ontology annotation, molecular function: nuclear import signal receptor activity; protein binding. The coding region runs from base 114 to 1727 and encodes 537 amino acids. The transcript has 14 exons. Gene Ontology annotation, cellular component: nucleoplasm; nucleus; cytoplasm. The record is from RefSeq and is a predicted model, not a curated record. Gene Ontology annotation, biological process: NLS-bearing protein import into nucleus.
GACGAGGCGCCUGAUGGGAGAGCGGGGAUAAGCGCCGGUCCGUCGCUGACGCCUGCGCCAUUUUGUCCGCCCGCCUGCAGUUAGUGUCGGCCGAGUUGCUGCAGCCUUCAGACAUGGCAAGCCCUGUGAAAGACAAUUACAGAAUGAGAAGCUACAAGAACAAAGCAUUAAACACUCAAGAAAUGCGAAGGCGACGUGAGGAAGAGGGAAUUCAAUUACGAAAACAGAAAAGGGAAGAGCAGUUGUUCAAACGCAGAAAUGUGGCUGUACCUGGUGAUGAUGAAGUCAUGUUUGAAAGCCCCAUUCAGGAUCCUGACAUAAGUUCAACUGUGGUAUCUAUGCCUGGAGAAGGUGUAAUCACGGUAGAAAUGGUACAGAUGAUAUUUUCAGACGAUCCAGAUCAGCAGCUUGCAGCAACACAGAAGUUUCGGAAAUUACUUUCGAAAGAGCCUAAUCCUCCUAUAGAUGAGGUUAUAAAUACACCAGGCAUUGUGCCAAGACUUGUGGAAUUUUUGAAGCGUAACGAGAAUUUUACCCUCCAAUUUGAGGCUGCAUGGGCUUUAACAAACAUAGCCUCUGGAACAUUUCUCCAUACUAAGGUUGUUAUCCAAGCUGAUGCUGUACCAAUCUUCAUUCAGUUGCUUAAUUCUGAAUACGAGGAUGUUCAGGAGCAGGCAGUCUGGGCAUUAGGCAAUAUUGCAGGUGACAAUGCUGAAUGCCGAAACUUUGUGCUAAACUGUGGAAUUCUUCCGCCCCUUUUACAGUUGUUAACCAAGUCUAAUCGACUUACUACAACAAGGAAUGCUGUUUGGGCUUUGUCAAACUUGUGCAGGGGCAAGAAUCCACCCCCAGAUUUUGAAAAGGUAUCACCUUGUUUGAACGUGUUAUCAAGACUCUUAUUUAGCAGUGAUCCUGAUGUUUUGGCCGAUGCCUGCUGGGCCCUUUCUUAUCUUUCUGAUGGACCCAAUGAGAAAAUACAAAUAGUCAUUGAUUCGGGAGUUUGUAGGAGAUUAGUGGAGCUUUUGAUGCAUAAUGAUUAUAAGGUGGUGUCGCCUGCACUGAGAGCCGUAGGAAAUAUAGUUACCGGAGAUGACAUCCAGACACAGGUAAUUUUGAACUGUUCUGCGUUGCCCUGUCUCCUUCAUUUGUUAAGCAGUCCUAAAGAAUCUAUAAGGAAGGAAGCUUGUUGGACAGUUUCAAACAUCACUGCAGGAAACAGAGCACAAAUCCAGGCAGUAAUAGAUGCAAAUAUUUUCCCAGUGCUAAUUGAUGUUCUUCAGAAGGCUGAAUUUCGCACCAGAAAGGAGGCUGCUUGGGCUAUCACAAAUGCAACUUCUGGUGGAACUCCAGAACAGAUCAGGUAUUUGGUGGAACUGGGCUGUAUCAAACCUUUGUGUGACUUACUCACAGUCAUGGACUCCAAAAUUGUCCAGGUUGCUUUGAAUGGAUUGGAAAAUAUUCUCCGGUUAGGAGAACAAGAGGCCAAGCAGAAUGGAACCGGUAUCAAUCCAUAUUGUGCUCUCAUUGAGGAAGCCUAUGGGCUGGAUAAAAUUGAGUUUCUUCAAAGUCAUGAAAACCAGGAGAUUUAUCAGAAAGCCUUUGACCUGAUUGAGCAUUAUUUUGGUAUAGAAGAGGAGGACUCGAGCAUUGCACCGCAGGUAGAUGAGAGCCAACAGCAGUUCAUUUUCCAGCAACAAGAGGCCCCGAUGGAAGGUUUCCAGUUGUAAAUGCAUGAUUGGAGAAAUUGUCCACGAUGCCACCAUAUUCAUAACUACAAAAUCCUCAGAGCCAAAAUUAAAGAAGCUGUUGUAGUUGAGUUUAAAAAAAAAAAUUAGGAACAUUUUUGAAAGAGCAAAAAUGUGUGACAGCUUAUGCACUUUUCUAUUUGCAGUUUAAGGUGUAAUUUAAACUGCGGCUGUUGAUUUCAUGUUGCAUAUUUAAUGUUCAUUUAGGUAUCUUGUCAUAUGAUUUGGAUCAUGCAUCUGAAUUUCUCUGAAGAAAGGAUGUUGGAGUGGCAGAUACAUCAAUAUUUAAGCUGAAAUUACAGCCAUCCAAAUAGUUCUAUUUCAUUUAACUGUUUACAGCCCUAAUUUAAGCAGAAUACUUAUUUAUUCUUUGUUUCUAGAGCCUCAAAAUACUGUUACAGGGUGUGGUUUCCUUUGUGUUGAAUAAUGGAAUUGAACUCCAAAACUACUUGACCAAAAUUCUUUCUAAAGUCCAAAAAGUGUAUUCUCUCACUUCCAUUAAUAAAAUGCAUGGUUUGAGCAAAUUGAACUUAUCUCAGCCACUUUCAACACUAGUGUAUGUAAGCAGUUUAUAGGUACCCCCCUGCUGAUAAAUCUACCUCUUUAAAUUAGGACGCAAUUGUUUAAAAGUCAUUGACUUAACGUAUUUGUUAACAGUACAAGUUAAUGUGAAAAACAGUAAUUAUCAGCAUUUGCUAGUUUAUAUUUCAAUAUGAAAACCUGUAAAUGUAUUUAUACUUUCUAGAAAAGAAAACUAAUAAUUGCACUCUGAACAGGAGACUUGAAAUUGUAGCACUGCUGACUAUACAUCAUGUUGUUAUUUUAAUUAGGUGUGUGUAGAAUUCCCUGGUAGAUUCACCCAAUCAGAAAUACCUGAUCAGAUUCAAUAUGUGAGCUUUCUCCUCCCCUUCCUCUCUCGUCCUGCUCCCUCUUCCCACUCUUUUGCAUUUUCCAUCCCCUUGCCUUCCAGGAAAAAUGGAUUGAACUGAGUAGAGAUGUAAUCCUUCACCAAUUUGUGAAAUUAGUUUCUUAAGUAUUAACAUAAGGUUUUUUGAUAACCAGAUAAGUGCUGAUUACUAAUUAAUAAUGCAUAAAUGGAACUUCACAACUAAGCUAUUUGGUCAUGUGAUUCACUUCAUAUUUCCUCUCAAGUAGCACUGCUACUGAUAGUCCCUUGAGGUGAUAUUUCUGUGUACUCCAUACAGUUCAUUUAAAGAACUAGUUAUGUACAAAAAUAGUACAGAAUAACUUAUUUUCAUCACUAAAUUGGUUAGUAGGUACCUGAUAUUAAAGUUUUAAAAUAAUGCUGAUUAGAAAAUAAGGUCAUGUCACCACAUUAACAUUAAAGAAUGGAAAUGGUGGCAAAAGUGAUCCUCUGGAAUCUUUUACUUGUAUUCUGCAAUUUAAAAUCACAGCCACAGUUUCAGAUGCUAUUUCUUCGGUGUUGCAGCAGCAUUAAAAGAAAAUUCUUUAUCAGAUAGUUAGGGCCUGCAAUCGAGAACCUUUGGUGUGAAGAAUGUUGUACAGUGAUUUUGAUUUUUUUUGUAAAGAAAAUUUUGAAUUGUGCUCUUGCAGGUUCAGUGUAAAUAUGCAAACGUCACUACUUUCACAAUACUUCCCUACUAAAAAUCCAUUUUUUAAAAUGGGUGACUCCAUUGUUUAAUGAUUCAGAAGACAGUUUUAGUUAAAUAUUAAGUUAAUGACUUAGUUCUAUCCUGUACUCAACACAGAUUUUGAUUUAGAAAAUCUCACUAUUAUGUAUUUUAUCGAUUAUCAAAAUGUAAAGCUAAUUUUUCUGUUGUACCAUCUUGGAUCUGAAAUAGGAAGGAAUGGCUUAAACAUGAUUAAUGAUAUAGCAGAUAAGUGCUGAACAUGCUAAUAGACCACCCUGUUUUGUUAUUUUAAAGGAAGCCCACCUGUCGUAAGUGUGUUAUUGGUUAUUUACUAAUGUUGCCAUAAGUAAUUCUAAAGAGAAAGGGAACAGAUUGUUAAUCUGUGUGGUUUGAAAGUAUAAAAAAAAGCCAAAUUUGCAUUAUAAUUAAAUGUAACUGCUGUACAGUGGCAAGUGUGUAUAUAAAGAAAUAAUUAUUUGGAAAAACUUAAAAUACUCCUUGCUCCAUCACUAAAAUACAUAGUUCUAAUUAGUAUUAUGUCUGUAUUGAAAUGAGUUUAUUGUAAAUGUUCUGAUUUCUUUGCAUUAUAUCGUUGUUCACUACAGCUGAUGCUUUUCAGUGAAAAGUAUCGACUGUAAUACAUGCCACUUCAUUGGUUGAGGGAUUUUUUUUUAAUUACCAUUAUAGCUGAAAGCUUGAACUCAGCUAAAGUCUUGAAACUUGUAGAACAGCAAUACAAAAUUGCAGUGUGAAAAACUGUUUUAUGCAUGACUGUUUCAAUAGUUACAGGUCACCAAUGCUCCACGUGUAAAGUUGAUCACAGUCGUGUCACUGCUUUUCGAAAGAUGACUCAGAUGUUUCAUUUGCACAGUAUUUAACAUGACCAAAUAUUAGCUAAAAAUCUCAACAGUAUUAUUUAAAAAUAUUUUUGCCCCAAGAUAUUUAACAGUAAACUUCAUGAGGAAUAAAUCUGAUAGGGAUAAAGCAAAGUAUAUAAACAUUCUAUAAAGGGAUACUUUCUAUUUUGUCUUAACUGAAAUGUUCUCUUGCCUCAAAUUUAUAAAGCUGUUUUUGUUUAGGUCCCUCAGUCAGUAUCCCUGCUAUAGAAUUAAGAAGUCACAAUGCAAGUGCUAUUUGGCACUAGCCAAAUAACAAAAGUAGCACUGUGUUGUAGCUUGGGUUUGCUACAUUAGCCACAUGAAAAUACACAAUGCCUCAUUUUUUGAGUUAAACUUUGUAUUAGCUCUCAUGCUGCAUCUUGCAGUACUUAUGUUGUCAUACAAAAUAAUGUGAAUCUGAAAACUACUAAUACUGUGCUAGAUGUAUCAGCAGACAUAUUUAAGCUGCAUUUAUUAAGUGACAAUUACAAUACAUAUAUACUAGCAAUAGUUGCAUAAAUCAUAAUUUCUAAAGAAUUGAAAAACCUGUGCUCUAAAUUAACAUAUCUGCAUCAUUAAAGCUAAUGUUUUUGUGUGUGUGUAUAUAUUUUUUUACAAUGACCAGAGCUGUACAAUUUGACAUGAGUAAAUUCAUUCUUUAUUGGAUCUAUUUUCUUUCAUUUGGAAUUACUACUUUCUCUACUGUUGCUGGCAACAGCCUUGGAAUCAACAGUCCCAAAAUCCUGCUCCCCUUGUUCUGAAACUUUCCCUUCUCCAGUUUGGAUUUUUGAAAAUUGUGUUUGAAUAGAAUUAGGAACAUUGAGCCAAGAUCAGCAAGGGUAAAAUACCAUGCAGAAGAUUUCCAAUCUGUUUCGUGCAUUUUGUAUAUGUGCAAAGAAUGUUGCAUUUUUUCCUUCCACUUUUGGACUGGGGAAUAGUUUUCUAGUGAAUAUCUUGUGAGCGUACACAAGCUAAUUGAUUAUUCAGUUGCAUUGAAGUGUAUUGGAUUUGGAAAUAUCUGGAAAGCAAAAAUAAAAAAUCCAUUCACAUGAUUUUGAUUUGCUG